Molecule: messenger RNA, 483 nt
Organism: Peromyscus maniculatus bairdii (prairie deer mouse)
Lineage: Eukaryota; Metazoa; Chordata; Mammalia; Rodentia; Cricetidae
Gene: Atp5mj
Product: ATP synthase membrane subunit j
Cellular component (GO): mitochondrion; proton-transporting ATP synthase complex
Source: RefSeq, a predicted model, not a curated record
GGGGCGCCGUGGUGCGCAGGCGCGGAAGAGCCGGCAGCCGGCUUCUGGAGCCGCGGCUCCUUCCGUUUUCCCGGCGGGCCCCGCGCGGCGCCUGCGUGCUCGGUGACCUUUCCUUGUCUAGCGGGUUCUGCUGUGGCCUGUGGCCUUGGUCUUGCUGAGAUGAUUCAAAGCCUUAUUAAGAAUGUCUGGGUCCCCAUGAAACCCUACUAUACCCAGGUUUACCAGGAAAUUUGGAUGGGAAUGGGGUUAAUGAGCUACAUCGUUUAUAAAAUCAGGAAGGCCGAUAAAAGAAGUAAAGCUUUGAAAGGCUCCAGUCCUGCACCUGCCCAUGGCCAUCAUUAACUGCUCCCUGAGUCCACUCACGAUGAAUCCUGUCGGCUAAACUUAAGCAAGCUGUGUUAGGUGGGAACAUGGAACAUCGCUGUGCACUUACCUAAGUACCAUUUACAAUGUGGCAUUAAUAAAUGUAUGUGAGUAGUACGA